This is a messenger RNA of Erpetoichthys calabaricus (reedfish), 11843 nucleotides long. RefSeq names its product vav 2 guanine nucleotide exchange factor (gene vav2). Gene Ontology annotation, biological process: cell migration; intracellular signal transduction; regulation of GTPase activity. Lineage: Eukaryota; Metazoa; Chordata; Cladistia; Polypteriformes; Polypteridae. The transcript has 27 exons. Bases 1126 to 3639 code for a protein of 837 amino acids. Gene Ontology annotation, cellular component: cytoplasm. Gene Ontology annotation, molecular function: guanyl-nucleotide exchange factor activity; protein binding. The record is from RefSeq and is a predicted model, not a curated record.
GGCGCCUUCAGCUCUCCCUUGGCCACGCCCUGCCAAGUAUAAUUACAAGGCGCGGCCACGCCCCUAACGACUCGCGCCCAUUCACUCUCCGUUAAGUGAAGCCUCUUGGACGCGUGGCCACGCACUCGAACCCCGCCUACUCCCUUCGGAGGCGCGCUCCCGGCUGGCCGGCCCCUUCAGUCUGCUGUGAUUGAGCGCGCGAGUGUGUGUCGUUCUGUCGCCCGGCUCCAGUGAAAGCUGCUCAUCUGUGCAGACCGGAGGUACGGACGGUUGAACGGUGGAGACUGAGGGCUACAGCCCGGUGGUGGAUGGACACGCACGCACUUCUUAGUCGUUAGUUUCCUUUCGGGAGGAAAGACAAAAACACAGCAGUUUGGUUUGCUGGGCCGGGAGGGGAUGCGUGCGAGUGCGUGCCUUCGAGGCAACUUGAGAGAGAAUCGGUGAAGAGGGCGAAAAGCGUUAAAGCGACAUAAAGACAGCCUCGCAGUUGACAAGUAGUCAGCGGGCAUCUAUGUUGGAGAGGAGCGAGGCGAAAGCGACAGGAGAGCGGCCGGAGUGGGCGCGUUUCACGGAGCGUACCGCCUGAGCUCAAUGAAUCCGCCAGCCGAGGCGUGCGCAGAGAUCCUACGGCCGCAAUUCAGAAGUUUCCCGGUCGACGUCGUGGAAGGCAGGCAGACACAAAGACGAGAGGCGAAAGUAUGCGGCACUUAACCGACAGCUAAGCCGGAAAGUGGGGCGCAUUCCCAGAGUGCUGCGGGGAGCUACAUGGGGACCUGAGAUUCCCGGCAGCGUCUUUGUCAGCCGUAACGGGAUGUUAAACCGCUGGAUUAAGCAUCUCAGUCUGUAAGGAAGCAAAGUCAAACCAAAGUUCCAAGUCGGAAGAAGAAGAACAAGGAGGAGGCGAGACCUUUAUGGGGGAAUCGGUUCAUUGGGCACUUGCAACUUUUUCCUCGUGUGCCGGAGCCCGGACCGUAGUCACAGCCGCUGCAGCGUCGCCCUGCCAGUGAGCGCCGGAGAAAACGCGCUGUGCGCACGCAUUGCCGAGCUGGUGUCGCCGUGCACCGGACUCUCCGCUUCUUCUUCUUGUUCUCCUCCUCCGCCUGAGAUCGUCCUCCUGUCGGCACCAUGGAGGAAUGGAGGCAGUGCGGACGGUGGCUUAUUGACUGCAAGGUGCUGCCUCCCAACCACAGGGUGGUUUGGCCCUCGGCCGUCGUCUUCGACCUGGCGCAGGCUCUCCGGGAUGGGGUGCUGCUCUGCCAGAUGCUACACAACCUUUCUCCGGGAUCUGUGGACCUUAAGGAGAUCAACUUCAGACCGCAGAUGUCUCAGUUCCUCUGUCUGAAGAACAUCCGAACGUUCUUGAAGGUCUGCCACGAUAAGUUUGGGCUGCGCAACAGUGAACUGUUCGACCCCUUUGACCUUUUUGAUGUCCGGGAUUUCGGCAAGGUUAUUUCUUCACUUUCAAGAAUCUCCCAUCACAGCCUCGCACAAAUCAAGGGAAUCCGUCCUUUCCCAUCUGAAGAUACAGCAGAAAAUGAGGAUGACGUGUACAGGAGCCUGGAGGAGCUGGCUGAUGAGCACGAUGUUGGAGAAGAUGAUAUUUACGACUGCGUCCCGUGUGAAGACGGAGACGACAUUUAUGAAGAUAUCAUCAAGGUGGAAGUGCGACAACCCAUGAAAAUGGGAAUGACAGAGGAUGACAAGAGGAACUGCUGUCUGUUGGAAAUACAAGAAACUGAAGCAAAGUACUACAAGACACUGGAAGACAUUGAGAAGAAUUAUAUGAUUCCUUUGAAGCAGGUUUUAAGUCAGCAGGAUAUGGAAGCCAUUUUCGUCAAUUUGGAGGACUUGAUCAAGGUGCAUUUUUCUUUACUGAGGGCCAUUGAUCUGACCAUGAUGGCAGGUGGAAGUGGACUGGCUAAAAUAUUCUUGGAAUUUAAAGAACGCCUUCUGAUUUAUGGAGAGUACUGCAGCCACUUGGAGAAUUCCCAGAAAACGUUAGAUCACCUCAUCGCCACACGGGAAGACGUUAAAAUUAAAGUGGAGGAAUGUACAAUGAAAGUCCAAGAAGGCAAGUUUAAGCUGCAGGACCUGCUGGUUGUCCCCAUGCAGAGGGUGUUGAAAUAUCACCUCCUGUUAAAGGAGUUAGUAAGUCACUCGACGGAAAGGCCGGAGCGGCAACAACUGAAGGAGGCCCUGGAGGCGAUGCAGGAUCUGGCAAUGUACAUCAAUGAAGUAAAAAGAGACAAAGAGACAUUAAAGAAAAUCAGCGAAUUUCAGAGCUCCAUCGAAAACUUGCAGGUAAAACUUGAAGAAUAUGGAAGGCCCAAAAUAGACGGGGAAUUGAAAGUGUGCUCCAUAGUCAACCGAACAAAACAAGACAGGUACAUUUUUCUGUUUGACAAAGUUGUGAUUGUGUGCAAACGACGGGGCUACAGUUACGAACUCAAGGAGAUCAUCGAGCUGCAGCUUUACAAGAUGACCGAUGACCCCAUGAACAACAGGGACAUCAAGAAGUGGUCCUAUGGGUUUUAUCUAAUUCACCUACAAGGCAAACAGGGCUUCCAGUUCUUUUGUAAAACGGAGGACACAAAGCGCAAAUGGAUGGAGCAGUUUGAGAUGGCCAUGUCUAAUAUUAAGCCAGAGAGAGCCACUGCGAACCUGCACAAUUUCCAAAUGCACACCUUUGAGAAGAACACCAACUGCAAGGUCUGCAAGAUGUUGUUACGAGGCAUUUUCUAUCAAGGUUACUUCUGCGCAAAGUGUGGAUCUGGAGCCCACAAGGAGUGCUUGGAAUCGAUAACGAUAUGCAGGAUAGGUCCACAUGAUUUGGAGUCUGGGCCGCUCUCAUCAGGUCCUAAGAUGAUUGCUGUCCGCAACUACCAUGGAAACCCAAUCCCACCAAGCAAGCCUGCAUUGUCCUUCCAGACGGGAGAAGUGAUCGAGUUAAUUAAAGGGGAUCCGGACUCCACCUGGUGGGAGGGUAAGUUAAUUCAGAACCAGAAAACGGGAUUUUUUCCAAGUUCCUGUGUAAAGCCCUGCCUGGACCCCAAGCCUUAUCUCAACCGGCCGCUUUCCAGAGAGCCCGACUACAGUGCCUACCCCUGGUUUGCAGGUAACAUGGAGAGACAGCAAGCCGACAACCUCCUGAAGUCCCAUCCUAGCGGAACGUACCUAAUCCGAGAGAGGACAGCUGAGGCAGAGCGCUUUGCAAUCAGCAUAAGGUUCAACGAUGAGGUGAAGCACAUUAAAGUUGUAGAGAAAGACAACUGGAUUCACAUUACAGAAGCAAAAAAGUUUGAGUGCCUCCUGGAGUUGGUCGAGUACUACCAGACGCAUUCUCUAAAGGAGAGCUUCAAGCUGCUGGACACGACACUGCGCUACCCAUACAAAUCACGAGAGAAGCCGACCUCCCGGGCAAACACGCGCUCUCCAGUUUUUACACCUCGGGUGAUUGGCACUGCUGUAGCGAGGUACAAUUUUGCUGCCCGUGAUAUGAGGGAGCUCUCGCUGAGGGAAGGCGACGUCGUUAAAAUUUACAGCAAGAUUGGCGGAGAUCAGGGCUGGUGGAAAGGAGAGGCCAAUGGCAGAAUUGGUUGGUUUCCAUCAACAUAUGUGGACGAGGAAGGGGUGCAGUGAUUGGCUGGCAGUGCUGCUCUUCUGUCGUUCUUCAACAAAAGCCAUUCCUCCAAACCACUUUGAGAUGGACACUCAGGAGGCCCCUGCGUGGAAGACCUUGCUGGACCUUUGCUUAAAGACUGCUAUGUGCAUAGCUGAUGUUUUUACUUGCGUUUUCUCGGUUUGUAUAUAUCUAUAUAAAUAGAAAUAUAUAUAUAUAAAUAUAUAUAUAUAUAUAUAUAUGAAUGAGCUUUAUUUUUAAAUGCUCUCAAUAGAAAAUUGAACCGGCACAGAAAUUGCAGUUCUACUUUUAUAGAGUAAAACACACAUUCUCUGGUAAAGCCCGGGAAACCCGAAAAUGAAUGUGGCGGAAAGGUAUUAGGAAAAGAAAAGACGUAUUAAUAAUUUAUUUUACUUUUGCAGUUGUAGCAGGUAUUAGAUGAAGUUACCCCUAGGAUGAAAACUUCAAGUAAACCAAGAAUAUUUACUGCAAUUGCAGACUAAGAAAGAGUUUGAGAGUGGAACAAAUAUGCCUUAGUUGUCAUUGUAUUGCCUUGAAGUCGCAGUUGUCCAAGCUGUCCAGCAUGCGGACCUUCAUCUGCUAACCGAGAACGCGUGCAAAACUCGCUUGAGCUCAAAGCGUCCGCCGAAAUGCCAGAUUUGUAGUCUGUAAAAGUGAGUCCGUGUCCGACCACAAAUGCGUAUUUAUGGUAGAGAAGGAAAAUGGAAGAGCUUGGCAAAUGAGCAGAUAAUCACUGCGGACGUACUGCUUCACCCAAAAAGGAUUGUUAUCUUUUUAUAAUUUGAUACUUCCCGUUGUUUGUAUUGAUGAUGACAAUGAUCUCGUGUUUUUAUGGAGACUGGAGAUGACCAAAUUCCUGGUACAGUGGGGCUUCAAUGGGGACACAAAUUGAAAAAUAGCAAAUGCAUCAUCCCUUCUGUUGGAUUAGCCAGUGGGCCUCACGUCCAUAAUGGAGGUUUGAGGAAGAGGUUGAAUAAGGCCAGUAUACGUUUUAUAUGAGCGAUGGUACAUUUACUGUACGAUGAGAUACUCACACUACUUAUAAUUCUAAAAAUACUGAGAGAACAUGUCCACAGAGCUCAUUCUGGCAACAAACCCAGCAUGUCUAUCCAGGUGGGAUCAAGAGAUCUACCAGAAUCAAAAGGCCACAGACGUUCAGCAGAUAUGCUUCUCAGUUCCAGUAGCGUAUUUACUCAGUUAAUGAUCAAAAGCUCUUUCUAAAUUCCAGGGUUGACUCACUGUCCAUUUAGUAAACAUAUAUAUAUAUAUAUAUAUAUAUAUAUUACGGCCUAAACCCGAAGUUCGGCCAUUUCGCAUUUUAGCUGAGAGGUGUGGCCAAAGUCUGAAUUACUAGAAAUGACCAGCGUAUAUGCUACUUUAGCUGGCCAUUUCGCAAAGUGGUGAGAACUCCCUGGCCAAAAUUCGAUGUGCUGAUGUAAGACUGUCCACUCAAGGUGCGAAGAUGCUUAAAAAUGUCAGAUGCAGAUUCCGAAGUGAGUUUUCCAUUCUACACGAGAAACUGCUCACGGCGGGUCUUGUCCAGAAAGCGGACGGCACUUGAGACGGCCUUCCCUUUGCCCAAAUACUAACCGGAAGGUCAAUAAAAUAGGACCCUGAUGUUAAGUCACCAUUUCAGGGCUAAAAUGAUAACAGAAAUGUGAAACCUACUUAUAUACCUAAUCUUAAUUUUUGUGAAACAACCAAGCGGCGUUCGCUUUCUGAACAAGAGCCGCCAAGGCUACACUCGAUGCAAUUGCACUACUAAGUACGCAACAAAUCGCUGCUCAUGCCUUUGUUCUUCCGACUUUGGCCGAUCACCCCGUGCUAUUUCGCAAACUGGCUGGCCAAAUCCUGAAAUCAAGGAAAACAUCGGACAUUGGCCGGUCAAUUUACAGCAAAAUUGGCAAUUUCCCGAUUUGGCCGGACACUUCUCACUUUGGACGAUUUUUGGAUUUGGCCGUAACAUAUAUAUAUAUAUAUAUAAAAAAAAAUCAAUCUGCAUUCAAUAACAGAGAUGAUUAUUUUCUUUCUUCAGAAGAAACUUGCAUCACACACUUUCUAGAAAUCUACUGGGCAAGAAAAUGGCCGCUUCUAUAUUGAAGAUGGCAUCCUGCAUACGCAGUGUUCACAAGCCCUCAAAUACAGCCACUCUCUAAUAACAGCUUCUUAACUCAAACUUAAAAUAAAUUAUUAAAAUAAAUUAUUAAAAAUAUUUAAGAAUUACUUGCUAACUCUAUGAAAUUGCUUCAGAUUUUUUUUGGCUGACUCACCGGUAUGAGAAAACCUCCACAUAUCCUACACCGUUUGACUCGGCCUGAUGGCCACUUACGCAAGACAUUCCGCUUUUUGGGGUUCCUCCCUAUUUUUGGCCUGCUAGACCUGAAAAACCCUCAUCGUGGACGAUGUUUUGUUCAGGAAAUGAUACUUUAUGAUAAGCAGCGCUAGAAAAGAUCCAGAGAAGAGCGACUAGGCUGAUUAUGGGGCUACAGGGGGUGAAUUGGGAGGAAAGAUUAAAAGAGCAGAGAGCGUAACAGAGAUGAAGAGGAGACCUGACUGAAGUGUUUAAAAUUACAAAGGGAAUUAACCCAGUGGAUCGAGACGGUGACUUUAAAAUGAGUUCAUCUAGAACACGGGGACACAGCUGGAAACUUGUGAAGAGGAAAUUUCAAACAAACAUUAGAAAGAGAUCCAGAAACACAAGUGACCAAGUAGUGUGGUAGACAGGAGGGCUUUAGGUGCUUUCAAAACUCGACUUGAUGUUAUUUUAGAAGAAUUAAGUGGAUAGAAAUGGCAAGCUUUGUUGGGCUGAAUGGCCUGUCCUCAUCCUGAUUGUUCUAAAAGAAGUAAACCAAAAGGUGAAUUCAGCAAAAACAAAUAGAAGAACUUGAAGUUAAGCAUCAGCCCAUCCGAGGGGUUCAGCCGCUAAUGCAGGGGUCCUCGAUCGCAGUCUUGGAGGGCUGCAGGUUUUUUGCUCCCACCCAGUUAUUGCUCCAGUGACACUUCUGCUUCACUUUAGUGGUCUCGCUCGUUAAGAUUUUGAACCCUUAUUGCUUAUUUGAGUCUUAAACAGCUGUAUUCUCGGUUUUUAAUGGCUCCUAAUUAGCAAUAACAUGUAAAUGACAAAAGAGAGCAGCAUUUCUCCAUUGAGCUUGUUUCCAUUUAUUUAUCACGCACUAUUGGGUUAAAUUAAAUACUUGGAAGGAAAGUGAGGAGAAAAAAGUGAAGGACUGAGAACUACUCCUCCAUUUUAGCCUUCAAAUCAUUUGGAUGAUAUCCUUAGAAAGGGGAAGAAAAUCCAGGAUAUGAGAAUGAGCUGCCAUGGCAGAGUUAAAGCACCAACAAGCUAUGAAAUUAAAUUAUUGGCAAGAAUUGCUUUCUAAUUAAGCCACCGGGUUGGAACAAAAACCUUUGGCCACUGCGGCCCUCCAGGACUGGGAUUGAGGACCCCUGUGCUAAUGCGAUACGACGUGUUACUCCGUUUCACAAAGCGUAAUAUCAUCCCUUGGAGUGUCAUUUUGCGAUUGCCGAUCACAAAUAUGAUCGUAAUUUUGAUAUUUGAUUCUUUUCCGGUGGUCCUAGCCCUCCAAGAGUCACUCAUGGGCCUAUGGGCUAUCGUUUUCGACUAUUUCAUGGUCACCGCUUACCAACACGACGUUAUGUUUGAUUGUUGAUCCUUUACUAGCACUCGGGCCAAAUUUGCCUGAGGAUAGUAGACUAUCGGUAAUGUCUGGUGAAUUCCCACAAGGCUUUGUAAAGUUUUUUUAAUUACAUCACUAGUAAAUUAAGGGUCUCGAUCUGAGUGCACGUUUAGGGACACCCAAUCUGGUAAAGAUGCCAUACGUCAAAAACACCACAAAUUCUGAAUAACAAAUAACAGCAGUAACUCACCUCGAACAACACAACAGUUACAAAAAAGAAGUAAAAACUUAAGAGCAGACACAGCGAGGCACUAUAAAAGCAUAUUAUGGUAUGGAGGAACCACAGUGGAAUUUCCUGACGCACUUCAGUUGGCUGAAAGUCACGGAGAGGAUGUGCAGCUUUGGUGAUAACGGUGGUCAGUUUUGUCUUUAUUCUCUGCUCCACCACUACCUCCAGCAAGUCCAGAAGGCUUCCCAUAACUAAGCCUGCCUUUCUAAUCAGCGUAUUGAUUUGGUGGGACUCCCCUGGCCCUGACAGGCCAUCAGAGAGUUACAGAACAUGUAAAGGAUGUCACCAGCCAUUAAAGAGUGAAAACGUUAUCAAGUGGACCGUUGCCUUGUAUUUGUGCAUAUCUGAGAAGUUUCGUCAAAUUGACGGCCAAUUCAGAGGUGCAGUUUCACGAUCUGCCAAUGAGAAAGCUCAACAGAGUGCGGCUGUGGCUUAAUGUCUGAUGAACGAGUGAAGAGGGGAGAUUUCAGUUCAGGUGCUCUGUCCCAGUUGACUGUUGUGCUUGAGGGCUUUACUCCAAAAUGUUUGAUUUUAACAGCAUUUUAGCAAUAAUACAUGUUUAUGGGAUGUUGUGUACUUUUGACUGGACAUCUGACAUUUCAAUUAUGUGAUACGAGUAAUUUGAUAUUUUCGCUUGGAUGUUUGCUGUUUUUCAAAUUGGGUCCCUUUUGAAGCCAUUUGCAUCAGCAAUUUUGUGUUCUUAAUGAAAAUGGAGAUUAUAAUUUUUUUCUCGCCCAUCUCUACACACAAUCCAGGGCUUAGUAACAGGUAAAAAAAUGUCAUUUUUGGACGGAGUAUUCCUCCAAAAUACGAGAAGCUUCAGUUAAAAUGUAGACUGUACACCAGGGGUGGGCAAAUUCAUUCCUGGAGGGCCGAGGGUUUUUGUUCCAACCCAGUUGUUUAAUUAGAAAACGAUCCUUGCCAAUAAUUACAUUUCAUGGCUUGUUAGUGCUUUAACUCUGCUAUGUCAAGUCAUUCUCAUAUCCUAGAUUUUUUUUUUCCACUCUAAGGAUAUCAUCCAAAUACUUUGAAGUGUAAAACAGAUGGGUAAUUCUCAAUCCUUCACUUUUUUCUCUUCUCUUUCCUUCCAAGUAUUUAAUUAAACCAAAUAGUGCACGAUAAAUACACACAGGUGUAAAGGGUAACAAGCAAAAUGGAUAACUGCUGGUUUCUUUUGUCAUUUGCAUCUUAUUGCUAAUAAGGAGCAAUUACAAACCAAGAAUGCAGCUGUUUAAGACUUAAAUAAGCAAUAAGGGUUCAAAAUCUUAACGAGGGAGAAAACUAAAAUGAAGCAGAAGUGUUUCUAGAGCAAUUAGUGCUUCUUAUUAAGCAAUUGGGUUGGAACAAAAACCUGCAGCCACUGCGGCCCUCCAGGAAUGACUUUGCACACCUCUGCUGUACACUGUAGACACCAUUUUGAAGUGGAGUCUCACGUUUAUUUUAUCAUGUCUUGCUUAGACGAGUGUGUUCUGUAAUCCCAAGGACUCAAGUUUGUGUUCUUCUGCUGCCACCUCAGAUCUCUGGAGAGUGGCACCCUGGGCUAACGAUUUUCAUGUAAGGUCGAUAGAGAGGGCCCAGGAGUUGUCCUGCUGACUGAGACUUGUGUUCCUUACUAGGCUUCAUAUUCCAAGCUCUCCUUGCACCUUGGGUCCGUCCACCAUCUCCAUUCUCCUGAAACCUUCACACAAGCCCUGGUAGGCGAGCUGACUGACGUGUCCCGGCUUAGCGUCAGAUUACUCCAAAUGAUGCUGGCCUUUCUGUAUUUCCCAAAGCCUUUAGGUCAGUCACGGUCACAGGGCCCACAUCUUCAUGUUUCAAUCCAAGUUCCAAAUUUGAAGUCGCGUCGCUUCUGAGAUUACUUACAUCAGUUCUCUGCUUGCAGUCCCACCAGCGGUGUGACUUUCUGGGCCCUUUCAAACUCAACAAUGCCUACUGCUGUCACACCACCACAGUCGAAUCAGCCAUUUUGUUCAGUUGCUUGUUAUUCGGCCUUGUCCAUAACUAGUAAAUUCAAGGUGCAGCACCGAGAUAGCUGACAAGUUAUCCAGCUUCCAUAACUUGUAUAGUGUAGCUGUAUAAAUAAGACGUUACAAAUUAAAUGAGAGGGGAAAACAUUGAAAAGCGGUGUGCCAAUGCAUCCAAAUUGGUACCAUGGCAGAUUUACUACCAUCAAGACUUGGAGUUUCAGUAAGGAGAACCUCACAAACUUGACCUCUGUACUACUCAGAAAAUUACAGGUGACCAGGUGGUCCUGAUGUAUGUUCUGGCUCAUGGUGUAGGAAGAAAAGCAGGAUUGGACGGCCUCCUGCUCGAACUCCUCGCAGCUCUCCAUUAGCACAUUUACCACCUGAUAUCGUCAGGGAAACUGUAGGUAAAAUGAGCCUCCUACGGGCAUCAUACGUUUUACCAGACUAGCAUGGAACCAAAGAUUACCACAGUGGAGACAUUAAGACAAGGGAAUAUGGUACAGAAGAAAGAAUCCAUUUAACUUGAUUUUAAAUGCGUCUUUCACUCCUAAAUACAAACAUGUGAAGGAAGCCCAUGGGACAGAGCGGUUGUGUUACAAUUCUAAAGUGGGAGGCCGGCAGAAGUUUCAAGGACAACUCAUUUCUGUACCUGUUUUAGUUCUGGAAUAUUCUUAAUGUCUUUCAAUACUUUUUGUUGGUAUUUACGUUGUUUUAUGUGUCACAGUUUUGUUCCCAUUAGAGAGUGACACCAUUUUGUUUGUUGUUAGCAAUGACCCCCCCCCCCCCCCUGUACUAGCACGUCACAACCGGAGGUCAAGUCGCAUGAUGCCAGUGAAUCUCCACUAUUUAAGAUGGUGGCCUGCUAUCAUGUUUGUCCAAGUUUCUGGAUAGCAAACACCUUUCACCAUUGCUUUAGUGCUGUUUUUGAAGGUUAUUGAUGUCCAGAACCCUCCAGGAUACAAACUUAAGUGACCUAAAAAAUCCUCAAACACGUUUUUUUCAUUUUUUAAGGUGUUUUUUUCUUUUCUUUAUCGAUUUCGUUCAAUCGCCAUCCCCCUACCACCGCACUUAGUCCAAAACUUGAAAAGUCUCAUUUUCAGUCCAAGGCCCCAUGGAGUCUUGAAAGGUUCUAGGCAGUCGUAAUUAAACCCCUUGGUUUAAUGAAUGUUGCAGCAUUUGACUUGUUGGGCUGCCUUAAGCUUCGUGUUCUUCAUAAUUUGUUACGGAGUCUGCGUGCUGCCGCCUCUUCAUAGCUGCUGGGAUCUUCACAUUCAUAAACCACGCAAGGUACAAAUUAGAGAUGUUUUACUAAGCACCUCUGUCAUGCCAUGUCAAGGAAUCUCUCAGGGAGAAGCCCCCACUGUCUGGUGGGACACGAACUCACAACUUUGGGAUUACAAACCAUCAGAUCCACCACUGCGCUCAUAGAAAUCUCCUUUCUGGCAGGAGCAGAUAUGGACGCUUAGCUCGUGACACAGCUUUGUCCUGAGCCUGUCGCCGGCCACAGCCUCAUACAGACACGAUGCACUUCUGUGAACUGAAACGUCCAAACACGAUUGAGUAACACGCGUACUUGACCCUUCAGUCCGAGUUCAGAAACAAGCAGAUGCCAAACUGACAUUAAUGAUCGAUUUGCUAACGUUGGAGGGUGGGGAGGACGAGUUUUCUAGUGGAGAUCGACAAGCUGGGGCAGACUUGGGAACAAAAACCAACAGCGGUGAAGGGCCUCGAGCAGCGGGACGGGUCGCGAGAUGUCCGCCUGUACAUAGGAUCUAAUGCCACACUGUAUGAAUAUAGUCGCCUUGUAUAUACGCCAGCGUAUUGUACGAAAAAAUCCAAGAGACGCAGCAGCUUCGGGAGACACGUCUGGGUAAGUUUGCACUGAAAAAACAUCGACAUCCCCGUCUGAUGAAGAGAAACAAGGGUCCAGGGUUCAAGUCCUGGUAGGUCUGCAAUUUCUCCACUUCUUUGUAACGAACAAUCGGCCGAAACUGCAAAACUCUUACCGGUCAACCCGCGAUAUUCCUGAACUGCUUCUGACAGAACGUAACUGCAGUCCGAUCAAAGUCCUUUUUUUGUAUUUGGGUGCACAUAUUCCUUACUGAGAGUUGAUUUACUGCGUCUGGUGCUCCAGAGGUUUUUUAUGUUUUUAAUAAAUGUUUACAAAGACAUUCCUUCUGCAGCGGUCAGCUGAGAUCUUUUUAUUUAAUGUGGAUUUCCACCGGUUGUCAUUCAUUUUUACGGGGUACUCCAAAAGAACCGAUUGUUUUACAGCUCUGAGAGGACCACUCUGUGAUGAGCACCUCCAU